CUGCUGCGGAGAACCCGGACCAGCACCACUCCCCCUACAUCACCGGGCUCAAGGGGGCGAGACAGUCCGAGGUUCCGGCCACCAAGCAUGCAGAUGUCUUGCAACUGGAGGAUUUGAGGAGACACCAGCAAUCUUCGCUUCAUAUCCUGUCUCUCGAGAAGUUGCAGGGAGGUGUGCCGCAGGAUCCGCAGGAUCCGCAGGCUCCGGCAGCUCGUGUCCCUCCUUCAGCGACAGCCCCGACACCAGCACAGGUUAGGCUAGCACUGGAAGUGCUGCAGCAGCCGAAGGGCGGCCAGAGUGUGGGCUAUGCGGCCCGAUGCAGCCUGGGGAACCGAAGCGACCCCAUCGCUUUUCCUUUGGGGCGAUCCGGCUCUACAGACCACGCCGUGAUAAUCAAGACCGUUGCCGAUGUGCUUCGCGAAGAGGAUCGCAAGCUCGCCUCGAGAUGCAUUGCGGCCGGCUGGUCGGAGGAUGUCCGGAAGGAUACGAUGGCCGUCCGGAUACGGCUGGUUUCCGAAAACUACGAGGCGGCACUGGACAAGGCCCAGCACGUGCAGGAGGUUUUGCGAAGAUUUCUUCCGGAAGAUGACAAAAGGGAAGACUUUGCCAAGCUGUUCCAGGCUGCCUCUGUCCUAUUCAAAUUCGCAUUCUUCUGGGUUCUGCCAAGCCAGGUCUAUACUUCCGACGGCGAAAAAGCCGAACAGCUCGCCGGCAAGUUCGUAGCGGCUCGAGGCUAUCUGCCCUCCCUCAAACAUGUGAACCGGUGCCAGCUGCACUCGGCACAGCGAUCGCUGGAGACCGCCGUCAAAUCCGACAUUCGCAUAGCGGCCCUGCUUGAGAAGUUCGUCAAUGGGGAGCAGGGCUUCGCUCGCAAGCUCAAGAACUCCUACAAGCUCCAAGGUAAGCUCUGGGAGAAGUUCGGAGCGGUGCAGAAUGCCUUCUUCGCAGCACAACGUUUCGACACCAUGAAGGAUUGCUUGCAACGCCUCAUCCUCAACCUGGAGGCUACGAUCAGUGUCUUGAUUGACGUGGCUGCCGUCGUCCACGACCAGGAGAGCAAAAAGUGGGCGAGCUGGGCCCAGUCUCUCCUCAAUGAGCUGUCGCCUUCGAAUAUUCGGCUGCUGGCUCUGCUGACCGAGUUCUUCACCGUAAUGUCGGAAUACGUCCACCGUUUCGACUCAGCAAAGGUGAAGACGUCAGAGCCACCGGUGACCAACGUCAUCCGCACAGCUCAG
This is a messenger RNA of Symbiodinium sp. CCMP2456, 1235 nucleotides long. Lineage: Eukaryota; Dinophyceae; Suessiales; Symbiodiniaceae. The record is from the annotation of a GenBank genome assembly.